AUGGAAGUUGUGGUGGCUCCUUCUUCACGUGAGUACUGCAACGUUGAGCGAAACCAACAAGAGGAGGUUGGUGGGAAGCAUUCUGAGCAUUUUGAUUACUCACAAAGGGGACAAUGGCUUCGCGCGGUCGUCCUCGGAGGCAAUGAAGGGUUGGUGUCCACUGCAUUGUUGGUGAUAGGAGCGGGAAGGUUUGGGCAUGAAACGAAGGCUUUGAUCAUCACUGGCCUGGCCGGGCUAUUUGCCGGGGCUAUGAGUAUGGCAACGGCGGAGAUUGUGUCUGUCUAUACUCAAGUUGAUGUAAUGAAUUUUCAAACAAAGAGAGACCUGAGAAGGGGAAGAAGAGGUGGAGCGUUUCUUAGAGGGCCGGUGCCGAGUCCGACUCAGAUAGCAAUGGCAGCUUCAGCCGCAUAUGUAGUCGGAGGGGUAGUGCCACUACUAGCUGCGGGGUUUAUAACUAGUCUAAAAGUGAGGUUUCUGGUUUUAUUUAUUGUAGCUUCUUUGUCCAUGUUAGCUUUAGGAUGGUUUGGAGCCAGACUUGGGAGUUCACCCAUUGCCAGAUCCUGUGCAAGAGUCUUGUUUGGAGGUUGUAUUGAGAUCAUGAUUAUCUUGGGGAAGACCAAACUUCUCCAGUGUUUUGGGCUCUAG
Messenger RNA from Cornus florida, 645 nucleotides. RefSeq names its product vacuolar iron transporter homolog 2-like. Gene Ontology annotation, cellular component: membrane. The coding region runs from base 1 to 645 and encodes 214 amino acids. Gene Ontology annotation, molecular function: iron ion transmembrane transporter activity; manganese ion transmembrane transporter activity. The transcript has a single exon. The record is from RefSeq and is a predicted model, not a curated record. NCBI's taxonomy places the organism in Eukaryota, Viridiplantae, Streptophyta, Magnoliopsida, Cornales, Cornaceae. Gene Ontology annotation, biological process: intracellular manganese ion homeostasis.